AUGAGCGCAAAAACGACGCCCAGGAGCAUUCCAACACCUCUCGGUAUCAAAGCGUCGUCGAAAUCGUCCAAGCUCGGGCGAUUCCCUGCGGUACCGAUGAGGAAAACGUCGCGUAAGUGCGAGUACUUUGAAUCCGUUUUAGACGAAUUACGACGGCGAAGUUUACGAGGAAUAUCUGAAGAAGGUUUGUCGCUCGUUGAGAGAGAACGAACGGCGUUCGAGGAAGUGCGUCGAAGUCAUCGUCGUCUUUCUGCGCGCGAUGAUGAGGACAAAAACGAGAGGAGAAGACAACGAAAGCGAAGAAGCUUGUACGUGACGCUGAAGAACGAGAAUUUGUACAACUUGUACGCGAUGGAAACCAUGGCGUGUAGUACCACCGGCGGGAUGAAUACUUCAGAUGAUGAUGAAGGAAAAGAAGACAACAAAAACGACUACGUUGAAGAUGAUUUCGUAUUCUUCGACCAGCUUUCGAUUGGUCUGUUCAUGGCUCAAGAUUCGCACGGUUCCGCGUUCACGCGAAACGCGGCGUCGCUCCGGGCGAAAGUCGAGCCGAUUUUUAGCGAGACGAGUUGGGAGACGUUCGCGGAGAGGUUAGAGAAGACGUGCAGCGAUGGGGUUCUUCCGGGAAUGGAAAUGGAAGGAGAAGAUUAUAAUCCGCCAAUCGCUUUGAUUUACGAAACCGUGGCGAGAUUUCAACGAAGAGAAGAAAGUCAAAGGAAACCGUCGGACGAGCUGUUGCAAUUUUGUACGAAACGAGUGAAACAGUUAUCGCCUGCUGAUGUUGGGUAUAAAUACGGCGUUCGGGCGACGUUUACUGGAGUUGACCCGCGCGAACCAGACGUCGUUCGAGCGAAGGAGCACGCUUUGCGCUUUGUUAUUUUAGAAACGGAAACGGCGUAUACGUUUGCGCUCGCUUCCUACGCGCCAGAUACGAGCGAAGCACACUCGGUGGUGAAAUCCUCUUUGGCGUGGGCGCAAAAACCGGCCAAUUAUAGCAGCGGGACGCGAUUUGAAGUCGCGAGAGCUUUAGUGAAUACCGUCGCGGCGACGUUAGCGAGUCCAAAAUCGUCGACGAAACUUUCCGAGAUUACAUUCUUGGAUCCGUUCUGCGGAUCCGGCACGCUGUGCGUCGCGGCGAAACAGCUCGGAUUUGGAAACGUCAUCGGAAGCGACGCGACGGGACAUUUGAUUGAAAAGAGUCAAAGAAAUGCGCGUUGGUUUUUUGGUGCCGCUUCCGGCGCGCAGGCGGUACCUUCGGAGCAGGCCUCGUCCUCGGGAAGUCCUUUCCCGAGAUUUCAACAAGCGAACGCGUUUAUCCGAACCUCGUUUACAUCCGACCCGAGUAAAACAGUCGUCGUCUCGAACCUUCCGUUUGGUCGUAACGUUGAUUUUGUCGCACCACCGCCAGGGGAUGAACGUCGUUCUUCUUCGUCGUCGACGACGUCGCAUUUACAGUUGGCGUUGGAAACACUCAAACCGCUCGCUCGCACGCACGCGUUUAUAUCGGGCGUUCCAAUUGGCGAGGAGAUGAUUAAGCUUGGUUACGAAAACGUCAGUCAAAUAGCGUUGGACAGACGAGGAAAAACGUUCAUCGCAAUAAGUUUUAGUAACGACGACGAUACCAUCAUCAAAGUAUCGGACGAGCACGUUUGGUUUACCGUCGAGGAAGCGUUACUUUUCGAUGAGAUUCGCCAAGCGAACGCGAGGAAGCGCGCGGCGAUGAGGAAGAACAACGAUGAGAAAGAAGAAGAUGAGAAAGUCAUUGAAAUCGCACGAAGUAAUCCAAACGCGUUAAAAGUCAUCGUCGAUUUAUCGUACGAACACGACUCCGCCAGAGCUUUAAGAUCUGUAGCGAAGCAACUCUGCGAAAUAACCUCCGUCGGUAAAAAAAGCAAAGGCGAUUUGCGAGUAACUUUCGCCUCGUUCGCCGGCGACAUCAAAUACGAAUCCGAAACUUUCUUCAACGCGGACACGUGGAGCAAGCACGUCGAAAUGCUCCCAGACCCCGCCGAAGAGUGCGACGUCGUCGCCUGCCAAGAAGAAGGUCAAACCAAAAACAACGUCAUCUACCUCUCGCCGGACGCGGAAACUCCGCUCUCGCUUUCCGAACUGCGAGACCCAUCCAAUAUCUUCGUCGUCGGUGGCAUCGUCGAUCUAAAAACCAGAGGAAUGAAAACGAGCAAAAAGAAAGCGUCAUCCUUAGGCGUUCAAAGUCGCAAAUUGCCCGUAAAAACGUUGCGACCGGACCAAACGCACGACGUUCUGAACAUCGACACGGUGGUUAAAAUCUUGCGCUCGGCGUGGACGAUGGACGAACGACAAGAGGAUGAUGAUGAAAAAAAGGGUGGUUUCCAUCGAGCGUUCGAUGAAGUCUUGCCGAAAAGGCAAGGGAAAGAGAAACCAAAGAGACUCAAGAGAUGA
Messenger RNA from Bathycoccus prasinos, 2421 nucleotides. RefSeq lists its product with no specific name. The record is from RefSeq and is a predicted model, not a curated record. Lineage: Eukaryota; Viridiplantae; Chlorophyta; Mamiellophyceae; Mamiellales; Bathycoccaceae. Gene Ontology annotation, molecular function: tRNA binding. The coding region runs from base 1 to 2421 and encodes 806 amino acids. The transcript has a single exon. Gene Ontology annotation, cellular component: nucleus. Gene Ontology annotation, biological process: tRNA N1-guanine methylation.